UGCUCUGCUCUGCUCUGCUCUGCUCUGCUCUGCUCUGCUCUGCUCGUCCUCAGUCGAACCGAGAAGCCGACUAGUCGCACGUCACCAUGUCAGACCGCCGCUCAGGGCUCGUGUACCUUAUGACGGGGGGCUGCGGCUUCCUGGGUCGGCACCUGCUGCGAGUUCUGCUGGACUACGAGGGAGACGCGGUGGCAGAAGUUCGAGUAUUUGACAAACACACGGAACCAGGACUCAGUGCGCUCGGAACCGGGCGGACCAAGGUGACCAUCAUCCAGGGCGACAUCACGGACUAUGAGAGCGUGCUGGAGGCAUCCCGCGGCGCCCACGUCGUCAUCCACACCGCCAGUCUGGUGGAUGUCUGGCACAAGGUCCCAGAAGCCCUCAUUUAUGGCGUCAAUGUCACAGGAACGGAGAAUGUGAUUAACGCCUGCGUGGACAACAACAUCUGCAGUCUCCUGUACACCAGCAGCAUGGAAGUGAUCGGACCCAACAUGAACAGGGAACCCUUUGUCAGGGGGAACGAAGACACACCCUAUCAAGUGAAGCACACCAUGGCUUACCCCAAGAGCAAGGCCAAGGCCGAAAAGAUGGUCCUUGAAGCCAAUGGAACAAAGGUGCGGAAUGGUGAGCCUUUGCACACGUGCUCUUUGAGGCCGACGGGCAUCUACGGCGAGGGCCACGAGCUCAUCAAAGACUUCUACAAGCUGGCCGUCAAAAGGGGAGGCCUGAUCAUCGGCGGCGUCCCCGACACCACCGAGCACGGCCGAGUCUACGUGGGCAACGUGGCGUGGAUGCACGUGCUGGCCGCCCGGGCCCUGCGCGAGCGUCCGCAGACCGUGGGCGGCGAGGCCUUCUUCUGCUACGACGACUCGCCCUACAAGAGCUACGAGAACUUCAACAUGCUCUUCCUGUCCACCUUCAAGUUCCGCCGCGUGCGCAUGCCGCUGUUGCUGCUGUGGUUCCUGGCCGUGCUCAACGACGUCCUGCGCUGGCUCCUGACGCCCUUCUGCAACUUUGCGCCCCUCCUCAACAGCUACACCCUGGCCGUGGCCAUCACCUCCUUCACCGUGGGCACGGACAAAGCGCUGCGCCACUUCCAGUACCGCCCGCUGUACGACUGGGACCAGUGUCGGGAGCGCACCCAGAAAUGGGUGGACACCUUCCCCCUGGAGGACCCAAAAAACACCUAAUCCCCCCCCCCCCCUCGUGCCGCUACAGUAUUUUGUACCUCACACUAACAGGGGGCAAUAAAACACCAAAGAUUCAUCCUUCACUUGAUCAAGUUUGGUCAACAGAAACAAACACACAGGCCUCAGUGUUGAAGAAGACUGAAAUGUGGCCAUAAAGAUUCUCGAAGUAUCUUCCCAUCCACAAGGUGGCGGCGAUGGUAAUAUGCCACUGCGUGAAAAUAGUAACUUCAACACUAAACGCUUGCCUGCGGAGUAUUUCAGUCAAGUUUGAUGUGUCCGUGGAGUCAGACAAUUCGACAAUAGCAAACUGUGGGAUUACAAGACGGGACCCUGUUAUUUUUCAACGUUUUUGUGUUGUAUUUUGAAGAUAUCAAAUUGAUUAUAAUGAUUAACAAGUAUGACAAAUG
Molecule: messenger RNA, 1597 nt
Organism: Syngnathus acus (greater pipefish)
Lineage: Eukaryota; Metazoa; Chordata; Actinopteri; Syngnathiformes; Syngnathidae
Gene: hsd3b7
Product: hydroxy-delta-5-steroid dehydrogenase, 3 beta- and steroid delta-isomerase
Exons: 6
Coding region: 87-1190 (367 amino acids)
Biological process (GO): steroid biosynthetic process
Molecular function (GO): 3-beta-hydroxy-Delta5-steroid dehydrogenase (NAD+) activity
Source: RefSeq, a predicted model, not a curated record